GAUGUGCACAAAUGAUGAAAAAUAGGUGCGGUUGUUUAAAGCGUGAUAUAAUCAAGGACAUAUCAACUGAGGACAUGACGGAAUUGACGUAAUUGGAGAUAAAGAAUAGAAUAAAAAGUGUUAAAACCGCAGUUGCUUGCAAAUACUCAGAGCAGUAAGACCUCUCGGAUAAAGUGCUAGUGCAUUCCCGACAACAUGUACGAGUGGACUAUUGCAUGCAGUUUUCUACUACUCAUUAUCUCCAUCUACUAUUGGUUGAACCGUUACAGUUAUUUUGAUAAACUCGACGUAAUACAUAAAAAGCCAUUGCCCUUUGUGGGCAAUAGUCUACCGUUUUUAAUCAGAUCGAAGACGUUCGCUGAAUUUAUCGAAGAUGCUUACAAUCUGGACAGAGACGCAAAAUACGUGGGCCUUUACGAUUUCAGUGAUCCUGUUGUCGUGAUUCGGGAUCCAGAACUCAUAAAAAAUAUAACCAUCAAAAGCUUCGAUCACUUCGUGGAUCAUCGAACGAUUAUCGAUUCGGAACAAGAACCUCUGUUCACUAAAAAUUUAUUUGGUCUGCGUGGGAAUCAAUGGAGAGAGGUGAGAAAUCUCCUGAGUCCUGCCUUCACGUCCAGUAAAAUGAAGGCCAUGUUCAAAUUGAUGUCCGAUUGUGCUGAAAAUUUUGCCGAUUACCUGAAAGCAAAUGCUGAUAAUGAAUCUACCAUCAAUUCAAAGGAUGCAUUCACUAAAUAUACCACCGACGUAAUUGCAACGUGUGCUUUUGGUGUAGCAGUGGACACCAUGAGAAACCCCAAUAAUGAAUUUUAUGUGCUUGGUAAAAAAGCCACUAGUUUCGACGGUAUCGUCAUGCUUUUCAAAUUUUUUAUGAUGAGAGCUAGCCCGACUCUUUCGAAAUUAUUUGGCAUCAGAUUCACUGAUAGGAGAGUUGAGAUAUUUUUCACUGAACUCGUGAAGAAUACAAUUGAAACAAGAGACAGGGAAGGCAUUACUAGACCAGAUAUGAUUCAGCUGAUGAUGGAAUCACGAAAUAAUAAACCUGGGGAUGGACCAAUACUGACGAUUCAGGAUAUGGUGUGUCAGGCAUUCGUUUUCUUUUUCGGUGGAUUCGAUUCAACAUCCUCCGUCAUGUGUUUCGUUGCUCACUCCAUUUCUACAAAUCCAAAUAUUCAGAAAAAAUUACAGGACGAAGUUGAUGACGUAUACGAGAAGUGCGGGGAGUCCCUCACCUACGAGGCUAUUAAUAAUAUGGAAUACCUGGAUGCUACUAUUAAUGAGGCUCUGAGAUUAUUUCCCAUUCAACCCGCUGUCGAUCGGGUCUGCACAAAAACUUUUGAACUACCACCUGCAUUACCAGGAAGAAAAUCUGUUAUUAUAAAACCUGGGGAUGGCGUCUUCCUGCCAAUUUAUGCACUUCACAGGGAUCCCGAGUUUUUCCCAAAUCCAAAUGAAUUCUAUCCUGAGCGUUUCCUGGAAGAUCCCAAAGGAACACUUCAUUCACCCGCAUACAUGCCCUUUGGCGCUGGUCCGAGAAUGUGCAUUGGAAACCGAUUUGCUCUCCUGGAAAUUAAAGUUUUACUGUUUCACUUGCUCGCCAAAUGCACGCUGAGACCAGGAAAGAACAUGAUUUUGCCAUUAGAACUCAGCAAGACAAGUUUCGCCAUGACAGCUAAGGGUGGAUUUUGGUUGAGCCUCGAACCCCGGAAUAAAUGGAAUAAAAAGUUAUGAGCGAUUCGAAUUAGUAUUCACAACAGGCUUCCCUGAUUGGUGUUAUAUAGUCAUUCGCUUCUCCUAUUUUAUAAUAAAUAUGUAAAUAUGUGAAGAAACGUAGUAAAUGAAUAUGACAUACGCCUUCAA
Fopius arisanus is the source of this 1857-nucleotide messenger RNA. Its product is annotated as cytochrome P450 9e2-like. Gene Ontology annotation, molecular function: monooxygenase activity; iron ion binding; oxidoreductase activity, acting on paired donors, with incorporation or reduction of molecular oxygen. The coding region runs from base 196 to 1728 and encodes 510 amino acids. NCBI's taxonomy places the organism in Eukaryota, Metazoa, Arthropoda, Insecta, Hymenoptera, Braconidae. The transcript has a single exon. The record is from RefSeq and is a predicted model, not a curated record.